AUGUUGCUUUCUACUGGUGACAUAUCUAGCUCAGCUGCGUUCAAUUUGUGGGCAGACGCAAAGUCAUACCCUGACCUGUCACUCGGCCUUCCCUUCUACCCUGGUUCAUCACCAGAAACGCCGAUUCCGAUAGCCAAAACGAAGUCCACGGUCCUUGACCACCUGCUUCGGGUUCCUUCGGUAGGGCGUGAGGUAGAGACCAUCCUACGCAGGACUUUCUUCGCGCGGUACGUGGGCAGAGUGACAGUACAGGAUAUCUUGCCACUCAUUCAACGUCCACGAAACAAAAAUAAAGUUAUGCCGUUGGGGUACAGCGCAGAAGUCGACGAGAGUGUAGCAACGGCAGGCACCGCUCACGGUACUACCAGAGGUCAGCGGUCACACGGAGAUGCCUCGAGUUCAGAACAACCCAUUCACAAACAUACCGUAGAAGGGAUUAUCCAAAGCAUUGAUACGAUGGGAAACUUUGAAGAUCGUCUUGCCAACGAGUCAGGAAUUGAAGGGCGUGGAACGUGGAUUGCCGUGAAGCUCCCCAUGCUUCUCCCUCGUGCUGAGUCGCUUCGCAACUUCUCCCUGCACCUUGUUCACACGCGACCAGAAUUAUCAGAUCCCGUGCUAUUUCCCGGUACUCCAGAUUCAUCAGAUCUUGCUGUCCUAGAUAGGCAACCUUGUCGCCACUCGGGGUCUCCCUUGAUGGAGGAAGACGUUCGAGAUCUACAAGAACUGCACGCUAAUCUGGGAAGAAUCUGUUUGCCUGCGAAGGAGCGAAGAAUCAAGAUUGUGAUCGACGCGGACCUGAACGACGGCACUAAUAUGACCCCAACCCACCUUGCUCGUUUGAUUGCACUCUCACAUAAGAAGGGGUACGCUUUAGAUGUCAAGCUUGUCCGUAGUGCAUGCCAUCCACACAAAACAGUGUCACAUAUUCGCUCGUUAUACACGAUGUCCGUGUCAACUGAUCCAGAUUCCCUUGUAUACUCUUCUAAGGUGGAGACCGAUAGGUGCUACAACACGUGUGUUUCGGCCAUCGGAUCUUCAGAGUUGGUUCCUCAGGAAUUAGUCAAGAACGGAUUGGCCCGUGAAGAAGGUGGGGUGGACAAGCCGCGGACGAUCGUUAUUCCUCGAGAAGUCGUGGAAAGAUGUAGUAUGGAAGAUUCGUUGACAAAUCAUAUAGUUGCCCGUAUUAUCAGCACUAUACCCUGUGUAAUGAAGCGCACGCCACGGCGCGUUGGGUGCCUAGAAAUCUUCUACGAUGGUCUGAUGCAUCCCCAUCUUUCAAAGGUCAUGCCUUCCCUUCCCCGACGCACAAUCAAGAUCGCGUCUGUUUUGGGACUCUGGGGGAGGAAAAAGCUGGUUGGUGGCGUGGGGCUGUGA
This is a messenger RNA of Pisolithus orientalis, 1374 nucleotides long. RefSeq names its product FAD-linked oxidoreductase. Gene Ontology annotation, cellular component: mitochondrion. The transcript is spliced from 8 exons. Lineage: Eukaryota; Fungi; Basidiomycota; Agaricomycetes; Boletales; Pisolithaceae. Bases 1 to 1374 code for a protein of 457 amino acids. Gene Ontology annotation, molecular function: proline dehydrogenase activity; FAD binding. The record is from RefSeq and is a predicted model, not a curated record.